AUCUACUUAUGAAUAUGAAGGAGCUUCAUCGAAAGUCAGGGGGAAUAGCCCAGAAAUCAGAAGGAUCACCGUAUGCUGGUGACUAAUUCCGAGUAGUACCGCCAGGGCAGUUCAAAGUCCAAAUACUUCAAAUCCACUCUCAAUCACAUAAAGCUUAUUUGUUCGUCCAUGUCGAUAUCUGGGAUCCAAGGUCACACUCUUGAGGUUACUGUUGUCGGUUGCUCUAAGUUGAGGGAUACAGAAUGGAUUUCCAGGCAAGAUCCCUAUGUCUGCGUCGAAUAUGCUAGCACCAAGUUCCGUACCAGAACUUGCACAGACGGUGGCAAAAAUCCCACAUUUCAAGAGAAGUUUGUCUUUCCGCUAAUUGAAGGGCUUAGGGAAAUUAACGUGUUGGUUUGGAAUAGCAAUACAAUUACCUUUGACGACUUUAUCGGAAGUGGAAAGAUUCAAUUGCAAAAGGUUCUUUCAGAAGGUUUUGAUGACUCUACCUGGCCUCUUCAAACAAAAACUGGCCGACAUGCAGGGGAGGUAAAAGUCAUAAUGCAUUAUGCAAACGCCAAAAAACCAACUUCAAGUUAUGCUCCAUCAGCACCACCAUACAUGAAUUCAAGCGUCCAAUAUUCCGCCCCUCCUCCUGCUUCUUAUCCACAGCCUGCAUCUGCACCUUAUGCACCGCCACCGCCACCUGCAGUUUCUUAUCCUCCACCUCCUCAUACAGCUUACCCCUCUUCAUCACACUAUCCGUCAUAUCCAUCUGGCUAUCCGCCACCACCGGGACCACCACCAUCUUAUCCUCCGCCUCCCAGCACUUAUCCUCCACCUCCGUAUCCACCACCACCCGCAGCUUAUCCCCCACAUCCAUAUCCACCGCCUCAACCAGCUUCUGCAUAUUACCCUCCUGGUCCUUAUCCUGGAACGUAUCCUCGGCCGCCGUAUUAGAGAUCUCUUUGUACUUGGUCAAGUCUGAAGCUAGGAAGCAGUAUGUAUAGACCUGUUUUGAUUUAGCAGUUAUUGAAGUAGUUUUAUUUUUAUCCAAAAAAAUUCAAAUUUUAUCAUUUCUGUAGGCGUUCCCAGAUUUUCUUUAUGUUUUGGAUUACAUUGAUUUUAGAGAUGCCUUCAGCUUUAACAGAAGUCAUCAAUUGUCUUCGUUUGCUCUGUAUUCACCGGGAAGUUUCAGAAACUGUCAAUAGAUUGGCAAAAGAUCAUGAAAUUACUCCAUCCACAUUGUAAAAUUUGGUUGUGCCUAUGUUUGAGGAUGGCGAUGGUCGUUAGAUUUUUCAUGCUGGAGAAUUUACUUUCUUUAGAAAGUUCUUUAUAUGAUUAUAAAUCAUAUAGCUUACACAAGACGUGACUGUAAUUUUAAUUAUUUUUGAACAUGUUUUUAUUUAAUU
Neltuma alba is the source of this 1391-nucleotide messenger RNA. RefSeq names its product protein SRC2 homolog. The transcript has 8 exons. Lineage: Eukaryota; Viridiplantae; Streptophyta; Magnoliopsida; Fabales; Fabaceae. Bases 169 to 939 code for a protein of 256 amino acids. The record is from RefSeq and is a predicted model, not a curated record.